UUAAGAGACAACCACUGCCUGACAAGAAGCCAACUUAUUCUGAGGUUUGAACGGCUGGUAAAAGCUUCAAGGUCUCAGUAAUAUAAAGCCUGAGAAAACAAAUGAGCAGGAAAAUAGUCUCCCUAUUGAAUUAAAGAAAAAUUCAAGCAGAGUCACUGAAAAAUAUUUCUGUGAUUAUGGAUUCAACUCACAGCAAAAAGAAAAAAAUAGUUAUCAUUGGUGGUGGAUUGGUGGGUGCAUUAAAUGCUUGCUUCCUUGCAAAGAGAGGUUUCGAAGUUGAUGUCUAUGAAGCCAGGGAAGAUAUUCGAGUUGCAAAAUCUUCCCGUGGAAGAAGUAUUAAUUUGGCCCUUUCUCAUAGAGGGCGUCAGGCUCUUAAAGCUGUUGGACUAGAAGACCAGGUUGUAUCUCAAGGUAUUCCCAUGAGAGCAAGAAUGAUUCAUUCCCUUUCAGGAAAAAAGUCUGCAAUUCCUUAUGGGACAAAAAGUCAAUAUAUUCUUUCAAUAAGUAGAGAAAGUCUAAAUAAGGACCUGUUGACGGCUGUUGAAAAACACCCCACUGCAAAGAUGCACUUUGGACACAAGUUGUUAAACUGUAAACCUGAAGAAGGUGUAAUCACUCUCCUUGGAUCUAAUCAGGUCCCUGUAGAAGUUACUUGUGACCUUAUUGUAGGAUGUGAUGGAGCCUAUUCAACAGUCAGAAAACAGUUCAUGAAGCAGGCUCGGUUCAACUACAGUCAACAGUAUAUUCCUCAUGGGUAUAUGGAACUGACUAUUCCACCUAAGAAUGGGGAGUUUGCCAUGGAACCUAAUUAUCUACACAUAUGGCCUAGAAACACUUUCAUGAUGAUUGCACUUCCUAACCAGAACAAAUCCUUUACCUGUACUUUGUUCAUGCCCUUUGAAGAUUUUGAAAAGCUCACCACAGGUAGUGAUGUACUGAAUUUCUUCCAGAAGCACUUCCCAGAUUCCAUCCCCCUAAUGGGAGAAGAAGCACUGAAACGAGAUUACUUUCUGCUGCCAGCCCAGCCCAUGAUAGCUGUCAAGUGCUCCACAUUCCACAUUGGUUCCCAGUGUGUACUCAUGGGAGAUGCAGCACAUGCUAUUGUACCCUUUUUUGGACAAGGCAUGAAUGCGGGCUUUGAAGACUGUUUGGUGUUUGAUGAGUUAAUGGAUAAAUUCCAUAAUGAUUUAAGUAUCUGUCUUCCAGAAUUCUCAAGACUUCGAAUUCCAGAUGAUCAUGCAAUUUCAGAUUUGUCCAUGUACAAUUACAUAGAAAUGCGAGCACAUGUCAAUUCAAAAUGGUUCAUCUUCCAAAAGAAUAUCGAAAAAUGUCUUCAUGCAAUUAUGCCAUCAACCUUUAUUCCACUCUAUACCAUGGUCACUUUUUCCAGAAUACGAUACCAUGAAGCAGUUCUACGGUGGAAUUGGCAAAAAAAGGUUAUAAACAAAGGACUCUUUUUCUUUGGGACAGCAACAGCCCUAAGUGGUACCUGCUUAUUUAUAACUUACAUGUCUCCAAUGGUCCAACUGAAGAUGCUGUGGUGCUGGAUCACUUCCUUCAGGAGCACGGAAAACCUCUUUUUGAAACUUCCAUGGAAGUAAAAGAGUGAAUUCUAGAUUGUGAUAUAGGCCAUUAUGAAGGAGAGUUAUCUAAUGGCAGAUGGUUGGUUUCUUGAAAAAAAGACCUCAGGCAUUCACAAACAUAUAUUGACCUUCAUUUACAAUUCAUUAUUAAAAAGCAUCCUUCAAAUGAUAAUGCCAUUUGAAUUAAAUUUUUAAAGAGUAUACAUUUUUUAAAAAUUGAGAGCACUAGAAAGAUUUUGGACUCUCAGAAUAUUGUCCUGAAGGUCCAAAAUCAUUUUAUACAUGACAAUGCUAUCAAUGAAAUCCUCCUGGAAAUGUAAAAUUUUUGAACUAAUUUCUUUUUUUGAAAACCCUUACCUUCUAACUUAGAAUCAAUACUAAGUGUUAAUUCCAUGGCAGAAGAG
This is a messenger RNA of Gracilinanus agilis (Agile Gracile Mouse Opossum), 1987 nucleotides long. RefSeq names its product kynurenine 3-monooxygenase (gene KMO). Gene Ontology annotation, cellular component: mitochondrial outer membrane. Gene Ontology annotation, biological process: L-tryptophan catabolic process; NAD+ metabolic process; quinolinate biosynthetic process. NCBI's taxonomy places the organism in Eukaryota, Metazoa, Chordata, Mammalia, Didelphimorphia, Didelphidae. Gene Ontology annotation, molecular function: kynurenine 3-monooxygenase activity; FAD binding; NAD(P)H oxidase H2O2-forming activity. The transcript has 15 exons. Bases 177 to 1601 code for a protein of 474 amino acids. The record is from RefSeq and is a predicted model, not a curated record.